Neodiprion fabricii is the source of this 5800-nucleotide messenger RNA. RefSeq names its product arf-GAP with coiled-coil, ANK repeat and PH domain-containing protein 2 (gene CenB1A). The record is from RefSeq and is a predicted model, not a curated record. NCBI's taxonomy places the organism in Eukaryota, Metazoa, Arthropoda, Insecta, Hymenoptera, Diprionidae. The transcript has 12 exons. Gene Ontology annotation, cellular component: cytoplasm. Bases 331 to 3039 code for a protein of 902 amino acids. Gene Ontology annotation, molecular function: GTPase activator activity; protein binding.
GAUUUCACGUGUGCUCCGUACCUCGACCCGAGCGAGUGCAGCCGACUCACAAGUCUACUCCAUUAUUUAUUUGACGAAAAAGUGGGGAUUGGGGACCGAUUGUCCGCACUGUGGUUUCCCUCUGACAAGUAUCACGCUGCAUGAUUUUAUUUUUCACUCAUUUUCUAUUCUUCACGAGUAAUUACCCACGAGCUUGUGUGAAAAAUAAAUAAAUAGCUGAAUGAAAAUGUUGUGCGAGAGUGACAGCAUAUUCGUGAAAUAUUAUUAACGUAUCAACAUCACGGAUAUAAAUCCGAAUGUGACAGGAGGUGUCUCUUCGUCUGUUUCAAAAUGCCGAAAUUAAUUGAGUUUGAGGAAUGCCUACGGGAUACGCCAAAAUUUCGAUCACGCAUCGAGGAAGAAGAAAGCAAUGUAGAGCAGCUAGAACAAAAAUUAGAAAAGGUGUUAAAAAAUUGCAGCAUGAUGAUCGACGCGGGAAAGAAUUAUGUCGGGCAACAGAGCUUGUUUGCAAAUAGUUUGUGGGAGUUGUCAACGUACUUCGGCAAUGAUCCAGAAGUUAUGGCGUUCUUGAACAAACUUAUCCAUGCCCUACAAGAAAUGAAUAAAUUUCAUACCAUCUUACUUGACCAAGCGUCGAGAACUGUCGUCAAAGAUCUGAAUUCGUUUAUAAAAAGUGAUAUAAAAGAAGUGAAAGACUCUCGUCACCACUUUGAAAAAAUCUCGUCAGACCUCGACAUUGCUUUGAACAAGAAUUCGCAAGUACCGAAAAACCGUCCUGUUGAAUGCGAAGAGACUUCCAAUUUACUCUCUGCGACACGAUCAUGUUUCCGACAUACUGCUUUGGAUUACGUCCACGUUCUGACUAUGCUUCAGGCCCGCAAAAGGCACGAGAUACUGGGUACUCUUUUGAGCUACAUGCACGCAUGUUUCACAUAUUAUCACCAAGGAAGUGACUUGGCCCAAGAUCUAGAUCCUUUCCUCAAGGGAUUGGGCGAUGGCAUACUGAAAAUGAGAGGCGACACGGCGAAGCUUGAAAAAGAGAUGGAAAACCGACAUACAUACGUUACAAAUCGUGAUUUGGUCCCAUCGCCAACACCCGGUAGCCCGAAAAUGGAAGGAUACUUGUUCAAAAGGACCAGCAACGCCUUUAAAACUUGGAAUCGACGAUGGUUUUGCCUCAAAGAUCAUCAGCUGGUUUACAGAAAGCGUACUGGCGAAGAUGACUACACAAUAAUGGAAGAAGACUUGAGACUUUGUUCUGUAAAACCAGUUGUCGAUAGCGAUAGGAGGAAUUGCUUCGAAGUUCUGAGCCCAACAAAGAGCCACAUAUUGCAAGCAGACAGCGAAGAAAUGUACCUGGCUUGGGUGGCUGCCAUGCAGCAAGGUAUAGGUGCUGCGAUACAACGUGGCACAGUCAAUGGUCCGAACCAAAAUACUCUCACACCUCAUACUCGAACCUCCAAAGGUCCGACAAGGCCACCACCGAAACCCAAAUCAAGAGUGUGGGAGCAGCUACUGAAAAUUCCUGGUAACGACAGUUGCUGCGAUUGCGGUGGAAUAAAUCCGAGGUGGGCGAGCAUCAACCUAGGGAUAACGCUCUGCAUCGAAUGCUCGGGCGUGCACAGAAGCCUCGGGGUGCAUCAUAGCAAAGUUAGGUCAUUGACAUUAGAUGAUUGGGAACCGGAAAUAUUGAAAGUUAUGGCAGAGUUGGGUAAUACAGUUGUAAACAAUAUUUACGAGGCUCUACCAAUACCAGCUGACAUCGUAAAGGCAGAGCCAAAAUGUAGCGGGGCUGUUCGAGAGGCCUGGAUCAAGGCAAAGUACAUAGAACGGAGAUUCGUCAAGCCAUUGGCCUACUUAAAGUCACAAGAGUAUCGUACUAGCCGUGAAAUGAUGCCGUUCCGGAAGUGGAGUGUCAGAAAAUUGCGGCGUAGGCCACGAAGCCGUGAUAAAACUGAUGGCCAACGACAUGCCAAAGAGACGACGCUCUUGUCAGUGGAAGAAAAGCACCAUUCGACGAGCUCAGAGGAUGGCGAGGUAACUUCGAUAGAGAGCGUAAACUAUGUGGGAAGAUGCCGUAAAGUAGCUGAUCGAAAUUCUUUAAGUUCGGAAGACAGUCCCAAUUUAGACUGUAGAAAUCAGUCGACGUUGUAUGGAAAAAUAUUACCGAAAUCCAAAAUCGAUUUGGAGCCUAAAGAAGUUGAGGAGCGGAGCGAUGAAAACGAUUUUAAAAUAAGUGGAGGAGAAGAGACAGAGUCGAAUAGUCUUAGCAUUUCUGGCGCUGACUGUAAUCUGAAGAGUACCUUAUCUGACAAAAGUUCAAAUUCGUCAACUUCGGAUAUGGUGAAUGAGAUUCGCGAAGGCAAAGAAGAAGCUAGUGACGUUUUAAUGUUUGGAUGUGAUUUACCCAAACCCACAAUCGAGGGUUGCUUAGAGCUAAGCUCUGACCAGGACUCGACCGCAGGCGAGGACGAAGAAUUUGCGGACGAAGAAGACAUUGAGAAUCUUCAUCCAGAAAUGCUGCUGUACAAAGCGGCUACUGCUCAUAAUCUUCCUGUAAUGAGCGCUGCUUUGGCAUCUGGUGCUGAUAAAUUGUGGACUAACGUUAAUGACAAGGGACGUAGCGCCCUACAUCAAGCAAUUAUUAGUGGCUCUGUCAUGUCUUGUGAAUAUUUAUUACUUAACGGCGUUAGAAUCAACUGUCAAGAUGCAGAGGGAAAGACGCCGUUACAUUUAGCUACUGAGCUAGGUCACACGGCGCAAGUUUGCCUUCUAUUAAAACAUCGGGCGAAUCAACACAUCCAAGACGGAAGUGGCGUGGAGCCACUCUCGAUUGCAGUAAAAGAAGCUAAUGCCGACAUUGUCACGUUAUUACGGCUGGGGCGGUUAAACGAGGAGAUGAAGGAUUCGGACACGGGAGUGACGGGCGACGAAACGUUCAACGACGUUGUACGAGAUUUCAGCCAGCUCGCUUGCUCUCAUCCAGAACGACUUCAACGCCGUAACGAUAAUAGCAACUGGUCAAGCGCUUUGGAUUGACCGUCAGACGAGUACAAAAAUAGCCCCGUAUGUGUUUACCUUAAUUUCUGAGAGCAGGUUGACAAUAUAUCCUCUGCUUCGAUCACCAUAUUCACGACCUUACGGAUUUGGCAUAUAAUUGCCAUUGUGCCGCGGGAAGCGCGAAGGUAUAAAGAUGAGCUUUACGCAACGAUGCAGGUGGCGAAGGCACGGAUUUCUCCGUAUUUGAAGGAGAAAUCUUCCACGAAAGAAAAGUGCAUUACUAUUCGUCGCCCUGCCUGCUUGCGCUGUGUACAUCUGCCAUACAUCUAGAAACCAAGGUUUGCAUCUAAUCUGCAGAGCGGUUGUACAGUAGGGACAUAUUAACUCUUACACCAGCGAGCAUGACAUUAGCAACUUAAUUAAUUUGAUCACUUUGUAAUAUUAGACGUUAUUACCUUUAAAGCUGUAGUGAAACGCAUGCAUACACGUACGAGAAUUCAUAAUCGUUGAAAAGGUAAUUUCACAGAUCAUCCGAAUCACUCUUCGUGUACAGGUAUUGGUAUAAUUUUUAGUUCAUUAGGAUAUCUUUUGUAACAAGUCACACUCUUGGUGCCAGCUGCGUAUUGUAAAAAUACGCUAUUUCUAGGUACUUUAUUAAAGCUCUAAUAAAUAACGGAGAGAAUUGGGGAUCUCAAAACCGGCAGUGCGAAAUCUAUAUAGACCAAGAAACAAAAUAACAUAUUAAUAAAAGGAAAUUAAAUUACGUGAAUCAAACUAAAGAUGGAUUGUCGGAGUAUUAUUUGAAUCAUGAUACAUAAAGAAACGUGGAAAGACGUAUGAAAUUUGAAAUUAAAAAAUAAAGACGAAAUUAGGUAAAAAUUCGAAGCGUAAAUAUAAAUUUUUCUACAAAUUUUUACGAGAUUUACGUUCGUUUAAUAUGUAUAAUCAAAUCUGCUUGCAGAAAAAUCUUGUUGCCAAAUUUUUACUAUAGAUAUAUACGUAAUAUUUAUAAACAAUAUAAUAUACCUGUAUAUGUAUAUAUUUGUCUAUAUACAUAUAUAUUUGUAAACAAAAUACAGAUCUGAAAAUUUUGCUAGUUCAUUACAGUGUACAUAAUAUGCCGGGUCGUAUUCGUGAGAGAAUUAUCCGUGUACCAUAAUAGAUUCCAUAGAACACAGGUAAAUAUACGCAAACGGCUUACUAUCGAACAUCGAAAUCCACGCGAUCAUCAUAGUGACGUAUGUAUGUCAUAAAUUGGCGCGACAGGAACCAACGUUAUUCUCCGCGAAUAUGAUCGACUCAUGACCGUAUACUUUGUUGUUAAUGGGUAUUGAAUUGUUUUGUGAUUAAAAUUAGAAUUUAAGGAUUAUUAACUUUUGCCUAUCGAGCCGUGAAACGAUCGUGUACAGUAUUCUAAGACGACAUGCUACUGUUGAUGUACAGAAAAUUACGUCAAAAAAAAAAGUAAAAGAAAAGACUUGCUAAACCUGUUAUCAAAGUUUUAUAAAACUUACUUUGUCAGUCAAGUUGUUGUUAUUAUUAUUAUUAUUAUUAUAUAUCGAUGGCUUUAUUUGUCAUAGCGGUGGCAUCAGGGUGUACCUAUAUUCCUAGAUUUACUUAGAAGAGAGAAAAAGGAAACACUUCCAAAAGUUAGGCUUAUAUCCAGCCGUAGCAAAAAAAACGUAGGAAGAAAUAUUAAUUAAGUUUCGAUGUUAUAACCAUAGGGUGUAUACAUAUCUAUGAAAUUUUCGCACUCUGCAUAUAUUUUUAUACGAUAGGCAAAUUUUUUUCUUGUUACACAAAUAUUCAUUGUGAUCAGUCAAAUAUUUGUUAUAAAACUAGCUGUCCAGUGUUUUAGAGCUUUGUCUUUUUCUUUUCUCGUCGUUCUUCGACACCGCUCCGCAGCUUCGUGUCAAUAUAUUUUGAAAGAAUAUUAUUCACAAAUUCGAGGUUGUAAAAUUUGAACGAUGUUAUUUCCCUUUUACUUUACUAUAACAGUUUGCCAACUGCAACAUCACACCUUUCGAACAUCCUAAUCUGCAACGGAUAUUUUUUACAAACCUAUAAAUAUUAUUUUGAUAUCGAUUUUACAUUUGCUUAUGAUUAUGAUUUUUCUCUUCUUUCAUUGCGUCUUCCUCUGUAAUCAUACUCUGGUUAAUUCUAUCGAUUAAACAUUUUACCAUUUGGCCUCUCCACGUGACGAUCAGUUAAAUAAUUAGUACGUAACCGUAUAUAUCUAUAGAUAUUUGAGAAAAGUUUUUUCGAGGAAAUAUAACAGAAAAAAAAUUAUACACAUUCCGUAUUAGAUAUAUAUGUGCACAUACAUACCUAUAUAUAUAUAUAUAUAUUAUAUACUGGUGCUUCAACUUGUUAUGAGGCAAAUCGAUGUUGUUAUAUUAUAUACACUAUAAUUUAUAGCACGUCAAAUUUUACAUUUUGGAAAUCACCUGUGCAUGCACAGAAUAUAUCCGUGUAUCAGCAUUCAUACAUACAUACAUAAAUCCAUGCAAACAGGAAAGAAAUUGUUUAUUUAAAAUGUAUAUAAACAAUGUUCUAUAGUGCACGAUGUUUACGCCAUAUAAGAUUGAUUAAAACAAAAAAUAAACGUGUAUACGUUAAUUUUACAUUAUGAAUUAAAACAACGAUGGAUCUUUGCCGCCCAUAAACCAUAUUUCCAUAUCGUGCAAAUAUACAUCCGGCAUCAUGCGAAUCGAGGCAGUGUAAUUGCUCCAGUUUCGAUCGUGUAUAAUUAUUAUUAAACUGAUAUAUCGAAAGAAAUAAUUGAAAUAUGUCGCCAAAG